Messenger RNA from Tetrahymena thermophila SB210, 156 nucleotides. RefSeq lists its product as hypothetical. The record is from RefSeq and is a predicted model, not a curated record. The transcript is spliced from 2 exons. NCBI's taxonomy places the organism in Eukaryota, Ciliophora, Oligohymenophorea, Hymenostomatida, Tetrahymenidae.
AUGGAAACAAAAGUGGAAUUCUGUAUUGUUUUCCGACCGACAAGUUUAUUCUUGAAGCAGGAUAUGUAUACUUUGUGUAUCUACUAAAUUUCUUGGGAAGAAUAACUUUUAUUGACAUACAAUAUUUAUCAAAAUUUGCUAGAUUUAUAUCAAUGA